AUGGCGCCUCUUCUACUACGGUUGCCAGGAGAGCUGCACAAUACCAUACGUGCUCUUCUAAGCGCUGUUGAUAUCAAGAAUCUCCGCGCAACCUGCUCUACCUUGGCGAAAACAUUCCCUCUUCGUUUCGACCGCGUUUUCAUUUCCGCCAAUUCCCUCAAUAUUGAGGUUUUCCUCGCUAUCGCCAAUAACGAAAUAUUUCGCCACCAAGUCACUGAAAUCAUCUGGGAUGAUGCACGCUUCCGCACUGGACCAAACGUAGAAGAAGAAGAACGACAGGGUAGGGAACCCGAAGAUUUUACUGAGUAUGAGUGUCCACGCUGGUUCCAGAAGGGGUGUUGCGAUUACGUUUAUCGUGUACCUGGACGUCGCGUGUGUCUGAAAGAGUUAUGGGCACAUUAUCAAGCACUGGUGAACGACCAAAUACAAGUUGUUUCUUCCAAUGCCGACAUUGAAGCUUUCAACUAUGGCCUUAGACGUUUUACCUCGUUGAAGCGAGUCACCAUCACACCUUCAGCUCAUGGAAGGCCCCGGAGCCCGCUCUACAGAACACCCAUGAUCCGAGCCUUCCCUGCCGAAUUCGACUACCCUCAAUCCUGA
Molecule: messenger RNA, 600 nt
Organism: Fusarium pseudograminearum CS3096
Lineage: Eukaryota; Fungi; Ascomycota; Sordariomycetes; Hypocreales; Nectriaceae
Exons: 1
Coding region: 1-600 (199 amino acids)
Source: RefSeq, a predicted model, not a curated record